Rhopilema esculentum is the source of this 3239-nucleotide messenger RNA. RefSeq lists its product as uncharacterized. The record is from RefSeq and is a predicted model, not a curated record. Lineage: Eukaryota; Metazoa; Cnidaria; Scyphozoa; Rhizostomeae; Rhizostomatidae.
GUUGUUCUUUUUGCUUCUCCGUUAAAUUUGAUAAAUUUGGAAUGCUUUUAUGCAGGAUCAAGUUGUUUUCUAAAGAUCAUUGUAUCUGAUUCGAGAGAAAUUAAUUUUGAAAUAAUCAAGACAACUUAACGACAUUGAUCACGUUGGAUAUGUUCGUCGUUUUUCUGACAUCGUUGGCCUAAAUCUACUUGGGUGCAGAGCAAACAUUAUCUGGUUGAAACUUGACGGAAAAUGCCGAUCAAAAGAGUGCCGGUCAUCCAUCGAUUUGGAAUUGUUUCGCAUAGUAAACGACUUGAGCUUCAUGAAAGGUUGGCGAAAAAAGUGAUCGAGGAAGAAGGGAAACUUAGGCCUAAAACUUCCCCUCAAAGGAAAAAUGAAUUUGCAAUUGAUGAAGAAUUUGUCACGCAGUACAAUGAAGCAGAAAAUGGUUCAGAAGGGAAGGAUGAACUCCAUAAAAGAGCUGAGAAGAUUUUCAACAGAGCAAAGAGAAAAGCUGGAUUACGAGAGAAUGGAAUUGGGAGCCAUGUUUCAUUAAACCAGGCAUGGAGAGAUUUGUCUCUGCUGGCACAAUGCAACACAAGACCACUGCAAGAGGGUGCACUUGGAUCUCUUUACAAGUCACUUACGUUUUCUCCAAUUUCAAGAAGCCAUGUUGAAAGCCUUCUUGAGCUUGCGCAUGCGUCGAUUCAUUGGCUGACUGAAAGCAAUGCAGAUCAACCAUAUCUAAGAACUGGAGAAGUUUGGCUGCUAAAGGUGGCUCACUUGGUAUUUCUACGAUUAUAUUAUCAUCAUUUGGCUGGUGAUAUCGUGGGUCUGCACGAAGAAAGGAUGGCCCUUACUGACAUAGUGGAAGCCUUUGAGCACCAGCAAGACAAUUAUCGUCCGUUUCCUUCGUCUUUGCUUCUUGUUCGAAUCAUCAUUCAAAUCAGCCAGCGUUUAAAGAGCGGCUUAGAUGAAGAGCUGAAAGUAAUCGUUGAAAAAGAAAUAGGACACAUGAUGCAAAAGUCAACAUAUUUUGAUCCAAUGGAACUGACAGGCACAAGAGAGGUCACAGGUCAAUUUGAAAUGAACAGCCUCAGGGAAUCACCCCAGCUUAGCGAUGCUGGUUUUUCAGAUCAUUCGAUAUUUCAUGACGUCACGAAAAAGAAAUCAGAAGAGAGGCUACUGCCGUCGAUUCCCGCCAUCCAUGACACGUCACCAACCCUUUGGCACGCGUUGGACUCAUGGCGCAUUUUAACGCACACGAACCAAAACAUGGAUGGAGCUACAAACGAGUUGGUUUCAUGCAGCACUGAUCUUGCCAUCGAGCCUUUCCUGGAUGCAGUAAUGGCGAUCCAUGUUCUUGCCGAAAUCUGCAAGUUAAAUCAUCAGACAUUGGAGGCGCUGCAGUUCAUCGCAAGGCGUGAUGUUCUCAGUUUCAAUGAAGAAAACGCGGAACAAAAACCUAAAGGACUUUUCACAACACAUGGCUCAACUGGUUUGUCCACGCGGAAUCUUGCCGAUUCUCUAGAUGUUGGUGAAAUGAACUUUUUGAGUGACUUUAAUGUUCUGGGUAAAGAAAUGGAAACAGAACGAAAAGAAACUUCAACCCCUGUACCGAAUUUUCUCGAACAAUUGGAUGCAUUCCUGGAUCCUAAGCCGUUGGGAAACGACAAAACUAUUGGGCGAAAAAAGGAAAAAAAUAAACGAGAAAGUUGUAGCCGUGAUGAAUUUAUGGUUGCGCAUGAUUCCUCUGCAAGAAAAGAUGUGAAAACAAAAGUAGAUGAAUGCAGGGAAUCAAAGGUUAAAGGUCAAACGUUACUCUCAACUGAAUUAGCAGAUAUACCAGAUGUCAAAGGUGAAAAUGUCACCAAAACAUUAGAUGAUCAAUUCAUAGAUGACGAUAUUUCUGAACAAGGUUCGUAUCCCGGCAACAGCUCCUCAUCAGGGGGAAGUCUAGCUGAUUUGAGCAGUCUUGCAAGCGACCAGCCUCACAUUGAGAAGAGAGCAAAAACCAGUAGGAGGCGAAUAAGGCGAAAAGCAAGAGAAGAUAGGAGUGAACAGUUUUCGUCGGAUGAAAACGAGGGCGAUUUUCACGAAUACGAGGCGGAACAGUUUUCUUAUAGAAAUAGAAAUCUGAAUAGAGAGAGUUCCCUUUCGAUUGAGAUGGCCAACGAGAGAAUUGAUCGAAGCUUUAGCUUCUCUGGUCACACAAUAACGAGGCCAAACUCACAUACGAACGCGUCCAUAACAAGAUGGCCCUGGGAACUCAUAGUUUCUUACGUCAGAGGUAUGGGAGAGAUAUGUAUCCAUGGAAACAAGUCUCUGAUUCAAAGAGACGCUUUAAUGGGUUGUCGUGGCAAUGAGGCUGGAUUGUUGCAGCUUCUGAAAUUUCAACUACCCGUUGAAGAAGAUUCAAAUGCCGACUGGUCAUGGCGAGUCCGUCAUGUAACUGUGCACGAACUGAUGAGGGUUUGCCAAUUACCACGUGACCAGCCUCUGAAAGAUGGCCUAAGGAACGCAGCGUGGGCAGCCUUGCUAUCCCAUCAUUCACUGGAAAGAGACAGACGAGUUCUCGAAGCCUACAAAAUCGCUCGGACCGAAGUCAACCUUGACGUCAUAGAAGACAUCAGGACCCAGGCUCCUUCGAAUUUCAGCAACUCAGUCUUUUCACGAAUAUCAACAAACCUGGCAAUAAUUCAUUUAAACCAUUUGGAAUCUGACUCGCCUGUCAAAGACGAAGGAACCCCAAGAGCACAAAUGAAAUCGUCCCUUAAAAACAAGGGUCAGUUUAUGGGACAAUCACCUCAAAGGUCUACAGGGUCAAUGGGGUCAAAGGCCAGUCCAGAUGCAGCACGAGUCUCGCUGAGGAACGAGAUAAUGAUCGCAUCAACACUUGAGCGCAGACUGCCACCAUUUGGACGACGGUGUUGGAAAGACGUGCAGAGCGUUGUGGAGGACCAAUGGAGGAAAGAACUUGUUGAGGAAUAUGAAAGAAUUGACAAACGGAAACAGAAAAACAUGGAUGAAAUGGUGGCAGAAAUGCGGGAAUCGCUGACUUUAGAAUCUUUAAAAGAGCGAGUUUAGUUUAAUGUCUUUUAAAAGAAUUAUUUUUUUAUAAAAUGUAAAUUCAUGAUCUUACCUUUGUUUGUUGGUAAUAUCAGGUUCUUUUUCUCACGUGUAAAUGUUAAUUUGUUCCUUGCUUUCUUGGACACAGGCCUAGUUGUACUGCUAAGGGUGAAAUUAAAAAUAAUAUGUAU